This is a messenger RNA of Mizuhopecten yessoensis (Yesso scallop), 3030 nucleotides long. RefSeq lists its product as uncharacterized. The record is from RefSeq and is a predicted model, not a curated record. The coding region runs from base 267 to 1409 and encodes 380 amino acids. Lineage: Eukaryota; Metazoa; Mollusca; Bivalvia; Pectinida; Pectinidae. The transcript has 9 exons.
UCACGUGCAUUCACGCGUGCGUGGAAUAUGUCGUCAUCUGCAGUUACACGAUCUCCUCCUGACGCACAAACUCGUCGAAUUUCUUUUGAAGAGAAGAGCAGUCACCUAACCUUAUAACCACUCACAUUAUAUCAUGGUCCACGAUACUAUCAACUGAUUAAGAUGGAGCGUGCACGUUCCCAGACGAGAUCACUGGGGUCUGGUACAGUGCUGACAAGGGAGCCCUCUCCUUCAACUCCACCAUCAUCGACAACUACCCCAUCUUCAUGUCGUAUAGCGUUAGCUCACUCGACUUCGCCUGUGAGGAAAACCAGGGAUAUAAAUAUUUACUCAAGUCCACAACCACGACCCUUGUGUUUGGCAGUUAUAUAUAUGGCUAUCUGUGUAUAGAUCUGAGACGGGUGUCACAAUACAAGUAUUACUACUACAUAGGUACAACGGUCGAACAGACGGUGAACGAGCACAUUUACGGGCGCGUGGCAGCGACCACCGUCACUAUGGCCGACGCCUGCAACAGGGCCGAGCCGUACGAGGAGAGCACCUACGUCAUGUUGGUCAAAGAUGGAGCGGCGUACUCAAGUCUAGGCGAAGCUUCCUGUACUGGUCUGCUGGCCAACUACGGAAGUAUAACAGUACAGGACUACACCGGUGCAACUUCCUGUUCCGGUUCAUCAGUGAAUGGGUGCUCGGACAGGACCCAGCUUCAGUUCACAUACGCCUCCUGUGCAACCAGCAUGGUAUUCUCUAGUGGAGGCCUAUUUAUGUGUAUGAGAGCCACUACUUACGGGGACUAUAUCUAUCUGGCCCUGUGGAACAACGACACAACCGUCGACGAUUCCUCUACCUACAGAUUUACGUGUAUGGCAAUAUCACUUGACGGAAGCAAUGCAUACGUGACGGAGUACCCAAGAUAUUGCAAGGAUACAUCACAGACCUCCGUAGCCGUCCCCACCCCCGGGCUAAUCAUGCAGUUUAGCGGCCAGACAGAAACGUGUGAAAUUAUCGUGGAUGGUGCUACCUACCUGAUGUUCAUCGUCAUCAUGGUUACACUAGGACCGCUCGUCAUCCUCGGGUUGGUGGUGCUUGCAUGCUUAUGUCACAAGAAUGGUUGUCCUUGUUCAAAGAAAAGUACUUGGUGUAACAAAAACGUUGAUGAUAGCAGUAGACCAACGACCACGUACUCACAGAGAUCAGACUCAGUCAAUAACACUGUGUUCAAGAUGACCGGUUUACCGCCAUUGUGGAUCAAACACAAACGUCCGUUCGGGCCGAUCGUCGAGGCUAACAUGAUCAAGCCCCUCCCAAAAGUUGAGUCUUUGUACAGUAACACCAAGGGAGAAAGACUCAUGUCCUCCAAGUCCAGGAAAGGAUCACUUGGCAGUUUAUUCAGUUUCAACUAUAAAAAUUAGUUUGAAAAAAUAUUUAUUGUAUAUAUUGCUAUUAAGAAAGCAUUGUAUUUUUGCGUGGUUCAUAUGCGUAACAACAUGUAUAGUGAUAUUUUUUGUUGGACUUCGAGAUCAUCUGUGGGGAUCUGUGCGUGGCAUGCCCCUGCGUAAAACUGCAGUAAAAUUGGGAUGAUGAAACAUCAUUGCCUCUUAUAUACCGCAUGGAAUAGUACUCUAACAAAUACUAAUAACAUUGUACGUCCAGGGCCUUAUUAUUUAAAAUCACACCUUUUUGAUGAUGUGUGUUUAUGCUCUGCAACGAAUGCUGACAGUUUUUUUCUAUAAUCGUCAUGCAUAGUAUUAUAAUUACUAAACCUGCUGGAAAGAUUAACAUGAAAAGCGUGUCAUCAUCAUCUAAGUUAUAAACACUAAGGGACAUAACUCGAAAAACUUUAAAAAGAAAAAAGAAAACAAUGGGACGUAGGAAAACAAAAACAGUAUCCCUAACUUAGACAUAUAUAACGUCAUUAUCAUAAUCAUCCGCGUCCACGAUAUUUGUCUUUCUCGAUUCUUUACACUUCUUACGAUAGUAAAGUGUGUGUAUCAGCUCACUGUAACACGUUACAACAGUCAGCCAUGGUAAGUCUGAUGCGUGUUUAAUGGUAACCAGGGUAUGAUAAACACACGUAGUUCAGCGUGUAGAUGUAUGGCGGAUUGUCUUUUGUUCGAGUUAAGAAGUAUGCAGUAAGGCAGAUAUUGCAUAUUUCUUGUUAUUACUCGGUGCCUAUUAUACCCUCGCUAUCGCACUGACGUAAUAAAUCCCUUAUUACUAUAAAACCAUACAAUAACCGUAUCAUACCAUUCAUUGAUUCAUAUAUCAUGCUACCGCCGUUUAUACCUGCACUACUGCUGGAGGGAGCUUUACGUGACAGUCUCACACGCCCUUUGUACUAUAUAUUCUGUCCCUUGUCAUACAUGUUACCGUUGAGUUGAUAUUAGUGUCAUUCGAUUCCUAGCCUCAGUCUCAUUACCGUUACGUUACUUAAAGAAAUUCGUUACCUGGCGUUUUCCAAAGCAAAGUUUGAUUAAUUUUAUGGCAAAAGGAACUUUUCUUUUAACUAAUUAAUAAAGUUAUGACUAUUUUCUGGAACGUUCGUGACACUGGGCCUGAUCAUCAAACAUUUAAAGUUAAGCUUAAUUUUUCAUUACAUAUUUUUCUUUUUAUUUAGGCAGAUUACUUUGACAGAAUGUUUGAAACAUACAGGCUACGAUGAGUUUAAUCCUAAAUCUUGUAAAUAGGAAGCUGAUGGAGUUGUAACAUAAACAAUUACCAUUUAACCUCUGCCUGUUUAUCUCUUGUGUAACCUCUUGACAUUAUUUUCUGUAAGGCGUAUUGACUAAUUUAGCUCCACAUUGUUUGUCAUGUCAUAGUAUAUAAACAUUGUUAUUGUGACUGUAGUAUACACAAUUGUAUGAGCUUCUCAAGGUUACCUUUGGCAAGGUCAUUUAAUAUAAGAUAUUUGUUACUUGUGAUUGUAUAUUUCAAUACAGUAUUGAUAUAACAAGUUUAACGUAUUAAGUUUUAUUGUAAUAAAUGUGUUACUGUUCUGUUACCUUGAUCAACAAUUAUAACAUUAAAUCUGCA